AAUGUUGACUUGACCGCUUCACCGUGUCGCCCAUUUUCGGAAAUGUCUCGAAGAUCUGCAAUCCCGUCUUUGGAGGCGUCGCAACAAGCUCACAUUGACGACCUUGUCCAACGAAAUCGAUCUCUGGAACAUUCCGUCAAGUUAAUUCGUGACGAGCUUGACCAGGAAAAAGCUCGUUCCAAGCAAGCCUUGUCAGACGUCCAUAAACGAUGGAAGGCAGACCAGAAGGAGUGGCGCGAAGGCGUCGAUGUCCUAUUGUCCUGCCAUCGCAUCGCUCUUUGGCGCAAGACCAUAGACCUUCAAACAGAGAGGCUCAACAUUCUUAAAGAGGAAGAGGACAUACGGCUGGGAAAGAUUUCUCGACUACAACGGGAUUUCAAGAUUACACAAUUCCAGCAGAGCGAGAGCCAAUAUAUCUCUCGACAAGAACUCCUGGAAGACGAAAUACAGGCUUUGAACAAGAAGCAGAGUAUUCAAAAGGAGAAGUGGAGAGCUCAAAGUGCUGAACUCCUCGCUAGGGUUCAAGAUAGGGAAGCCAGGGUCGAGGCUGCUACUACAGAGGUUGAUAGAUUGUCGAAGGAACUGACAGCUCAACGUGAAGAGACCGCGCGGCAGAAGAACAUGUACCAAUCCACAGCUCCCCAAAUGGAUCGUCUACGUCUGCAAAUUGAGGGGGCCGAAGCCAAGCAAGCCGAACUACACCGAGAGAACGAUGAUCUUCGACGGGCCAAACAUGAGCUGGACCGCCAGCUUGGGAAAUGGCAAAACCUCGAGACGAAGGGCGGGGCAGACAUGGAAAAGGAGAGAAAGCGACGAAUCGAACUGGAAGCUGAAGUUCAGGCCCUUCAGAAUCGGUUGGAAAAAACGAAAGACAAAGAAAAGCACAAGGUUGAUAAGUUGAAAGAGUCUUUGGCGGAGUGGCAGACCCACGCAGAAUCUGAGCGGGAAGCUAUGGAGGAAACAAAGCGACGCCUCGAUCAAACCGAAACGAAGAAUGCAAAAUUAAAGGCGGCGUUGGAGAAAGAACGCGCAAAGGCAAGGAGCCGCGCUACAGAGGUAACGACUCCCAAAGCCACUAUGAUUAUCGACGAAAAAGACGACGAAGGGGAGGAAAAUGUCAAGUCAUCUUCACACACAUCCACACCUCAGCCCCAACCCAAGUCGCGAGCUAAAUCCAAUGCUGCGCCCAAAGUUGCCAAGGUGAAAACCACGGAAGUAGAGAGCGUCGAGGUCGAAGAUAUUCUGCUAGGAACCACGAAAGGCGAAGGCAAAGGCAAAGCUACCGAAAGCGAUGCUAAGUCCUCCACGUCUCGAUCCCGAUCCCGAUCAGACAGGCACGAGGAUAGUAACAUUGAAGAAAUACAGGCUCCGAAAUCUGCACCGAAAGAGAAGGAGGCCACUACAAGGAAGUCGAAACGCAAAGCAGCCAGCCCUGAUAGCGUGAUCGAAGUUGAAGUGCCCAAAGCAAGGAAGAGAGCUGGCAGUGAAGUGAAGGAUGUUGCCCCAAAGGCCAAGCGAGCGAGGUCUGCAACAGUAAGUCGGGCAGGCAGUGUUCAGCCUGUCGACCAAGGCACGGCACAAACGGCGGAGGGCCCUGUGAAGAAAGCGAGACGAAAGAUCAACAUCUUCCCGCCUCCGCCUACCUUUGGUCCUGCAUUUGAUUUUGGUAGUCAGGAGGGUGCUAGCAGUUUGAAUAUACCAACAGCGUUGUCGCCAGUGAAAGCAUCUGAAGUACCACCCCACGUCUCUAGUUUUGGCAGUGCGCUCAGCAAGUACACUGGGAGCAUUGCACGUCGGGCAUAAAUACCAUUUGUAAAAUUUCAUCUAAAUCUUAUU
This is a messenger RNA of Guyanagaster necrorhizus, 1836 nucleotides long. RefSeq lists its product as uncharacterized. Bases 43 to 1803 code for a protein of 586 amino acids. NCBI's taxonomy places the organism in Eukaryota, Fungi, Basidiomycota, Agaricomycetes, Agaricales, Physalacriaceae. The transcript has 6 exons. The record is from RefSeq and is a predicted model, not a curated record.